ACUUUUUGGUGUUUUCUUCACAUUUCCCUUGUAGAUUAGCCUACCAUGGCGGACCAGAGACAGCGCUCCCUCUCUACCUCAGGGGAGUCUCUGUACCAUGUGCUUGGGCUGGACAGGAAUGCGACCGCCGACGACAUCAAAAAGUCCUAUCGGAAACUUGCAUUGAAGUAUCACCCUGACAAGAACCCCGAUAACCCCGAGGCCGCGGACAAGUUCAAGGAGAUCAACAACGCCCACGCCAUCCUGACGGACGCCACCAAGAGGAACAUCUACGACAAAUACGGCUCGCUAGGACUCUACGUGGCCGAGCAGUUUGGGGAGGAGAACGUGAACACCUACUUCGUGCUGUCCAGUUGGUGGGCCAAGGCCCUGUUUGUUGUGUGCGGGCUGCUGACCUGCUGCUACUGCUGCUGCUGCCUGUGCUGCUGCUUCAACUGCUGCUGUGGGCGGUGCAAGCCCAGGGCGCCCGAGGGUGAGGACGCCGACUUCUACGUGUCCCCCGAGGACCUGGAGGCGCAGCUGCAGUCGGACGAGCGCGAGGCCACAGACACGCCGAUUGUCAUACAGCCAGCGUCUGCCACAGAGACCACCCAGCUCACGGCCGACUCCCACCCCAGCUACCACACCGACGGGUUCAAUUAAGCCCAGGAGCAGCCGUGACGGGAGACGCCCGCGCCGGCCACGUCAACCUUAGGAUCAUAAACUGUAGUCCCAGCGUGGGGGGGCCACCGCGCCGGGCUCCCCGACCCCUGCCACGUGAAGCGCGUAGCAUGCCGUAUUUACAGCCGUUUAGCUACGUCGUUGUCUUCUGUGUCUCCUUUCUAAGCAUGUACGGGGUCACGCUCCAUGUCUGUCUGCGCUGCGAGUGGGGUGCAGUGUGGCUGCCCUGGCCGGAUGCUGGAGCCUCCCAGGCUGCUCCUCCCCUGUGCCCCUGGGGCUGCGGUGGGGGCUGCCCCAGCAGUGUGGCCAGCCACGGGCACGGCCCGCCAGCGCCCAGCGUUGGUGGCGAGGACAGUUUGCUCAGGACCUGCUCGCCUCAUGUGCGUGGCCGUGUGGUGGGGUUUUUCCCAUGGGUGAGUUUGUUGGUGUAGGAGGCUCCUGGCCUGAGACCAUGUGGUCUGCCUGUGUCUGGCCUGAGUCCCCAAGUCACAGGGACCCAAGGCCCCUGUCCUUCGAGUGUUACCCCAGGCCACAAGCUGGACGGACAGGGCCCCCCUUCUCUGCAUCACCCUCCACAUUCCUUCAGGCCCACGUGGCCUCUUUAAAAUCACGUCUGGACUUCAGAACCACAAGCAGUAGCAGUGGUCCAAUUAAUCGUAGUCAGAGGGGCUGGGGGCCCAAGUUGCUGGUGGCACAUGGCUGCAUGGCCCCUCUCAGCCCCCCCACUCCCCACCCCACCCCCUUUCUUCAGCUGCUCCCUUCGGCCUUGCUGAUGCUUCCGGCAGAGCUGGGGCCGUCAGCUUCCUGGGGGAAGGCCCAGCAGGACCGAGGGUGCACUCUGGCCUAGCAGGGUUGGGGUCCGGGAGGCCCUAGUGUCCUUGGGCUUGUUAGGCAGCAGCCGGACCACAGGAGCCUCACCACUGUUGCGAGCAGCCCCUUUUGUGAACUGCUGGAAGUCGUCUGUCGUGUCUAUGUCCCAGACCUUGUGGGUGGUGUCCCUGCUGCGGAGACAGGAGGAACAGGGGUUGUGUUGUGCCCGUGCCAGCAUACUGCAUGUGCUGCUCGCUGCUGGACCUGAGCCGGCCGCUGGAGACCCGAGCGGACCAAGUGGGCCUGGUUUCUGCAGCAUGAACCUAGUGGCCGCUGCUGAGCAUCCCUGGGUUUCCAGGAGAAAAGCACGAGCUGGAGAAGCUGUGCAGUGGCAGUUCCCUGGCUCAGAGAGGGACCAGAACGCGUCCCUGAAGCCUCUGUCCUCACUCGCUGCCCUUGCCUGCCCACUCAGGGCCAUGCAGAGGGCAGGCUGACGUGGCCAGGACGUGGCUGUAUGGGACAGCAGUGUCAGGACAGAACGGACACUCUGAAAGCAGUGCCCCCGGCCGAGCACUCUUGCAGGCUGGCAUUGGGACCUGGGGCUGGGUUUGUUUUCUGCCCAUGAAAAGGAUCACAGAGACAUUCGAUGAGAGGGGGGCUAUGCACUGUGAUGCGAAAUUAGAAAUAUGCUGAAAUCAGGCCUCAUAAAAGGAUAUGAAAUUCAUUGAUUCACACACACACCCCCACCCCCCACCCCCAGGCACAAGGGAGGAGGCGAGACAGGGGCAUCUUCUCUGCUAUUCAGCGGAGCAGCUGCAGGAUUCAGCGAGAGCUGUAGGCCGGAAGCAGCCUUUGUGAUGUUUCUGGGAAUACCUUAGGAAAUGAGUUCUUUUUCCCCAGAGUGGCCAGGAGCCCGGCUUAAGCCUCGCAGUCCCUGUGCUGUCCCUGGGGCCUGGCCUCAGCCCAGCCACGACCCGUCACAUGUCACUGAGUCGCUUGCCAGGUGUCUGUUGAUCUUUUCCUAGACACACAGGCUCCCCAGGGGCAGGUCUGAUGGAGUUUGUGAAUAGCAGAUCGUCGUGAUGACGAUGGUGACGGCCUUUGCCUGAGGCCUGGUACCCUAGGACCCCUUGCCGUUUUCCUCGGAUUUCUGUCAGGUCCCCGUCCUGGUUCAGGACACAGACCCCUAGGCACAUUUCCUCUCUCGUGUGGUCAGUGUCCCUGCUGCGCAGAGGUGAGCCGGGAGAGGCACCCCUGUUGGUGUGUAAGGGGGGUGGGGGGCGACCUCUGCCUCACUCGGGGCUCCCCAGAGUCGGGGCCACGUGUGGUCAGUGCUGGCAUCGGUGCACGAUGAAGCCUGUCCUUUUUGCCGAGGGCAGGGCUUGCCGGGCACCGGAGCAGCAUGCCUAUCGGCCAGGCAGCACUGGCCACGCGUGGCCGGCUGUGGCUGCUGCGUGUAGGUUUGCUUCCGCUCAGUGAUGUGCUCGUGUCUUCCUUUCAGCUUCCUUCUCGUUUCAAACUGCGUCCAACGUGGCACUAAGUGUUGCGCCUUCCUAGUUAGCUGUCCGGGCGGUCAGGGCGCACGCCCAGGCACUGGCAGGAAGGCAGAGCUGGGGGCCCUGUCUGUCCUUCCCUGGCUCUCGGCGCGUCUUGCCAGGAGACGAAAAAGUCACUGAUCUCAUUCCUUUCUCAUGUUCUGAGCUGUGAACCCAUGUGACACAGGACUGACGUUUUGUUUUUGUCACUUUGGUUGUGACCCAUCCUCCUGUGGAAUUGGUGAAGCUCCGUUUUACAGCCCUUACCAGCAUGGUGGGACGUUUGCUGUGGGUGUGGGCGGUGGGUGUCCCCGUGUGUCCUUGGUGUGUGUGUGGGCUCCACAACAGCCUCCGGCCCCUUGGCGAGCUGGGCAGGAGCAGGGUCCCUGAGACCUUUGCUGGGGGCACGGAAGGGAGCGCGGUCCCUGCCGUGUGCCUGGCGCCUGAGGGCACUGUGGGGAACUCGCCUGCCAGGGUCAGGCACCAGGGCUGCUGGGGUGCUGAGUGUCUCUGUGUGACAUCUAGGAGGUGGCUGGAAACCCUUUCCUCCCUUGAAACUUUAAACCAACUUUGUAAGCAUCAGGUACAAUCAGUGACAAAGCUGCAUUCUAAACGGGUCUCUGUCCUGGCCACACACAGGUCGGCCCAGGGGCCGGUCCUGCAGGCAGCACCUUUCAGUAGAUGGUUUCACUGGGAAGUGGGGUCGUGUUUCACGCUAAGUGAGGGGGGCAGUUUAUAGUGAAAUAUAUUUACAUUGUUUUUAAGAACUUACGUGUAAAUGCAUGGAAAGCUGUCAUCCAUGCCCGUUUUGUCCUGUGACUGGAACCCGACUGCGGUGGGGGUCCCUUGUGCCCUGCCACCCACGUGCGCACCGAAGGGCCCGGCUGGAGGGUUGCGGUGGUUUCCCAUGGUGACCUCCGUCUUGUGUGUCUGAAUGUUGACUUAAAGAUAACUUGUAAAAUAAAUGUUUUCACUGCGGA
Hipposideros armiger (great roundleaf bat) is the source of this 3985-nucleotide messenger RNA. RefSeq names its product DnaJ heat shock protein family (Hsp40) member C5 (gene DNAJC5). NCBI's taxonomy places the organism in Eukaryota, Metazoa, Chordata, Mammalia, Chiroptera, Hipposideridae. The transcript has 4 exons. Gene Ontology annotation, biological process: regulation of synaptic vesicle cycle. Gene Ontology annotation, cellular component: intracellular membrane-bounded organelle; presynapse; membrane. The coding region runs from base 46 to 642 and encodes 198 amino acids. The record is from RefSeq and is a predicted model, not a curated record.